UUUGCAUCAAUUCCUGCUCAGCUCUCCAAAUCGUGCACAAAUUAAAAUAGAAAAUCAAGAAUAUGUUCAGUGAACCAACACAAUUUGGCGCAAAAUCUUUCUAUAAACAAUUUUCCUGUGUAAUUGUUGACAGUCGCAGUCAAGCUUUAAAGAUGUCAAAUGUCUCUGUCUGCGUUCGAUUUAGACCAUUGAAUGCAAGGGAAUUAAAGCAUGGCGCAGAAGCUUCCUGCGUUAGACGCUUUGAUGACCAAUCAUUUGUUUUUAAGGAGGACAAGGAAGGAGAAUUCACGUUUUGCUUUGACAGAAUAUACUAUCAAGAUUCAACUCAAGCCGAGGUUUUCGAGUUUCUUGCUUUGCCAAUUAUUAAAGAUGCAAUGAAUGCAAUUAAUGGGACAAUCCUCACCUACGGCCAGACUGGAGCAGGCAAGACGCACAGCAUGGAGGGUCCUAGUAUCUUAACAACUGACCAGCAGCAAAAGGGUAUUCUUCCCCGAGUUAUAGAAUAUAUAUUUACAUCAAUAGAAGCUGCUGACACUACCUCUGAGUUCAUUAUCAAACUCAGCAUGGUGGAAAUCUACAUGGAAAGAAUAAGAGAUUUAUUUGAUCCCUCAAAGGACAACCUACAGGUGAAAGAGGAUAAAGCACAUGGAAUCUUUGUUUCUGGAGCAACUGAGAUUUAUGUCCAGAACGUACAAGAAACACUCAAGCAUAUAGCUGAAGGCAUUGCCAACAGAGCAGUUGGAGAGACCCAAAUGAAUUCUACAAGUAGCAGAAGCCAUUGUGUUUUCCUUGUAACGAUCCAUCAGACAAACACUGAAGACGGAAGUGUAAAAACUGGCAAGCUUUAUCUUGUGGACCUUGCUGGCUCUGAAAAAGUAGAAAAAACAGGCGCUGAAGGAAAAAUAUUGCAUGAAGCAAAGACAAUAAAUAAGUCACUCUCUGCACUGGGGAAUGUCAUCAAUGCAUUGACUACUGAUAAGCCCUGCCAUAUUCCCUACCGUGAUUCAAAGCUAACCCGCAUUUUACAGGAGUCUUUAGGUGGAAAUUCACGAACAGCUUUACUAUGCUGCUGCUCACCAAGCUCCUUUAAUGCCUCGGAGAGCUUGUCUACAUUACGCUUUGGUACCAGAGCAAAGCAAAUUAGAAAUAAGCCUAAAGUUAAUAAAGAACGAGGGCAACAUGAGUUAGAACAAUUAAUUGUCAAGUACGAACAAGAGUGUGAGCAGCUUCGUCGACAACUUCUCAUGCUUAAUGCCCGUCUGCACUCACUUGAGAAAGGUGAAAUGAACAAAAUGUCUACGGAUUAUCCAGACUCUUGUAUCAAAACUUAUAAUAAGGAUGGGCUAUUAGGAAAGUUGAAGGAAAGCCUAUCCAAAAGAACUCCAGUCCUUGAAGAGAUUAUCAAUUUACUUAGAGAUUUACUGGUAGAGGAGGGAAUCAUUCUCGAGUCAUGCAAUACAGAGUUCAGGAAAGACCUUUUGGUCUCUAGUGAAGCAGAAAUCAACAAAACAAUUCUCAUCUUGCAAAAGUCAUUGGAACAAUUAUCAGAAAACAAUGAAACGCUUACAAGAGAGAAUGAGUCCUUGAAGGUUGAAUUACGGGCUGCUAGAUACUUGGAACUUAAUCCAUUGAGGUUUACUGAGAACCCUCCUUCAAACAGCUCAGGAUCUGCAUCAUUCACCAUUUGUGAGAAAGCAAAAAUAAUCCGACCUAUUAGAGGUGGCUCUCAGUAUACACAAGUAAUUGACUCUGCAAAGAGCCACAGAGAAAAUGCCGGCAAUGUUGCUAGCCUAUCAUUUUUGCAGCUCACAUUAGCAAAUAUCAAGAGUAGAUUUCUAUUUCUGAUGGGCAAGGUUUAGGUUAUUGACAGAAUUUCCAAAUAUGCCUGACUGAGCAGAAUUUUAUGGCACCAACCAAAGGUAUCUCUUUGAGGUAACUGCAAGAAACGUAUAAAUGCCGAGUUGAAAAAAUAUUGGUGCCCAUGAUCUUAUCCCAUGCAGGUAAAUAGUAAUAUUUUCUUGUACAUAGGAUUCUGUGGAACUUAAACACAGCUCCAGGGUGUUGGAUUCUCUCAUUUUUCCCUUGCUUUUGGGGAUGUCUUUCUGAAGUGUCAAAGUAACACUACAAAAUUCACAGUUUUCACAGUUUUAAGAAACUUUGCCGCAUGAAAAUUCCUACCAGUGAACAUGCUUUCUUUUUGUGUCAACAUGCUGUGAAGUAAAAUUUUAACAAGUAUACUUUAUAAAAGUGCUCUGCUUAAAGAUCAA
This is a messenger RNA of Cryptomeria japonica (Japanese cedar), 2267 nucleotides long. Its product is annotated as kinesin-like protein KIN-1. The coding region runs from base 63 to 1859 and encodes 598 amino acids. Lineage: Eukaryota; Viridiplantae; Streptophyta; Pinopsida; Cupressales; Cupressaceae. The transcript has 18 exons. The record is from RefSeq and is a predicted model, not a curated record. Gene Ontology annotation, molecular function: microtubule binding; microtubule motor activity; ATP binding. Gene Ontology annotation, biological process: microtubule-based movement.